GGGCUGGAACGCUAAUUGCGGAAGUUGACUGCGGUUGUUUCAGGCGGAGUGGGUUGGAACGCAUUAGACGGAAGUGAGCGCAGCCGGUUUCUUGUUCGCCGAUAGAAUGGAGAAUCUGUUGAUUUAACUGUGCGACACUGUAUCCAUGGCAACAGUCACUUCCACAGGGACCAAAUGGGAAUCUCCCAGGAACCCACUGAGCCAGUGAUGGGGAACCAGGAUCCAGAUCAGCUGCAUGAGACAAUCCUGACUCUCACACUGGAGAUUAUCUACCUGCUGACUGGAGAGGGCUACAGUGUUACAAAGAAGUCAGGUGAUGACAUGCCCCUCCCACAGAGCUGCACUGACUGUAUGUUGGGAGGAGCCUGCAGGCACCAUGUGACCAGCGCAACGGUGGCCCCUCCCCCUGGCUCCGUCAUACAGAAGGAAAAUGCCAAGAAGAUCCUGGAACUGAUGUCCAACAUCAUCCAGCUGCUGACUGGAGAGGUUGCCAUAAGGUGUGAGGACGUCUCCCUCUAUUUCUCCUUGGAGGAGUGGCAGUAUUUAAAGGGGAACAAGAGCCGUUACAGGGAAGUGAUAAAGGAGAACUGGGAGCAGCUCCUCCCACUGGGUGGUGAAUAUGGAGGUGGGAGAGACAGUGAAUGGGAUGUGGGGGCAGAUGUGCGCAAUGCAAAUAAACCAGACAAGACUGAGGCAGAAGAAGCAGAUUCCUGGGGAGAAGGAAACCCCCCAAACCCUGACAUUUCCCCAACUGAUCCCCAAACACUGACCAACUGUAUCUCUCAUGGGAUUAAGGAGGAAUCAUGGGAAGAGGAAGAACAUUGUGAGUGGAACACUGAUCCCCCUACAGAACAGAUCCAGGGCACAGACCCCCCUACUGACACUGUGGGCUCCCACCUGAAUAUCAGCCAAUCAGAUAAUCAUAGUCCAAGUGGGAUUAAAGAGGAACAGAGAUCAGGCUCAGACCCAACUUCUGAUACCAGGGGGUCCAGCCUAAAUAACAGCCUGUCAGAUUCAAACAGGAUUAAAGAGGAAUCUGACUCAUGGGAAGACUGUACUAAUUGGACCAUGAAUGCCAUUACAGAACCAGGAUCCAGUGUAUAUAGUAACUUGUCAGAACAUUCUAUAUCUCAUACAGUUAGAGGGGAGACGGCUUCAUGGGAUGGAGGGAACCCUUCCGACUGCUCCAUGUAUGUGCUUGUUGGACAGGGAACAGAACCUUCUAGUAAAGUCAUGGGGUCCAACCCAAAGAGCAGUUUGUGCCUAAGUGAUGGAUCUAGUUGUACUAAUGGGGGGCUGACAUCAAAUAAAGGGGCUUCAGACUCCAAGUUUAAUCCUAUGGGAACACCCAGAACUGAUCCCGCUGCCCAUAUUCUGGGCCCAAAGCUCAGAGCGGCAGAUGCCAGUGGUAAUGAGCACAGUCCGUAUGUUAAUAUUCGGGUCCUGGCUACAACUCAGCCGGGGACCCCCAACCCCAAGAUGAUGUACACGUGCAGCACGUGUGAGAAGCCUUUCACUAGCAGAAAGCACUGUGAGCGGCACCAGAGAGUUCACACACGAGAGACCACGUUUCCUUGCACGGAAUGCGGCAAAGUCUUCACCCAGCGGUCGCAUCUGACGGCGCAUUCCCGCAUGCACAGCGGCGACAAUUCCUUUACCUGCUCCCAAUGCGGCAAAUGCUUCUUGUUUCAGAGCGAUCUCAAUCGUCACGUGAUCACUCACACGGGGGAGAAGCCAUUCACGUGCUCCGAGUGUGGCAAACGCUUCGGUCAUUUGUACAGUCUAAAGAGACACCUGAUUGUGCACACGGGCACCAAGCCCUUCUCUUGCACCCAGUGUGGCAAAUGCUUUGGGCACCAGGGCGAUCUGAACAGACACGGGCUCAUCCAUUCUGGCCACAAGCCCUUCUCUUGCACCCGAUGCGGCAAAUGCUUCUGGCUGCAGCGAGAUCUCACUCGCCAUGUAAGAACCCACACGGACCUCUCCCAGGGGCAAAUGAUUGAUCUGGGGCAUUAGCAGACUGAGACUCUGUAAGUGCAAAUCUGUGUGUCUGCCCUAUCUCCAUGCCACCGCUUCUGAGACACCUCUGGGUAAUUACUCCUCACUCCUUUGUGUCUUAUCUGUGUUCUUCUGAGUGUCAGUGGGCGGGGCCUCUUACUGCAUGGGAGGUGCUUCUGAGCUGACAGUGGGGGAUGCCCUCAAGGACAUAGGAGAGGUAGUGCCAGUGCAUUUAGCACUAUCAAAUACCCAUGAUGCUCAACUAUACCUCUUUGCUUGUUCUAGUGUCAGGUGCAAGCUGCUGGUCCCCCUGUUCUUUGGAGCCAGUGCAUUUAGCAGUACCAGAGAACUGUAACAUUGGUGCCCAUAGCUGAUUAUUAUCAUGUACAUAGAGCUGACUCCUCAUAUGGAUAAUGACCAUCACCUGACACGUCUUUGCCCCUGUGCUGCUAUAUGUCAUGUUGCCAGCCCGAGGCCAUAGCAACCACUGGAGCAACCACAAGUUCUGAAUGUUUAUGUGAAAGUGGAGCUGCUCUAGAACAUCCCCGAGCUGGUGAAUGAGGUUGCAGGAGGGCAGCAGCUGGCACACUGGGCACCAACGAGCUGGCACAGCACAAUAGUUAGAGCCACAAGGUGGCCCAGAAUAUGUUGUAAAUAGCUCACCAAGUAGUAGAUGUGCACCAGACCCCCAGCUUUAGGGAGCGGCACGCCAGAAAAUUCAAAGAAAGAACAAGGCUGUCCGACACUCAAUCGUGUGCAACCCAUGAUUUAGUGCCCUUGUGGGUACGAAACGCGUAGGGCGGAUGGAGAUGCAAGUAUAAAUAUUUUAACUUUGUAAAAUAAAGAUAUAUUUUUAAACUUCAACUUUUCUGUUCCUGUGGAUGUGAUUGAGUGCCGGACAGCCCAGUUACUUAAUCAGUUGGGAGGGGCUUAUUCAUCUUGCUUGUAUUUGAUGUCCGUUAUUAAAGGGAUAUUGUUUCGGGAAAACAUUUUUUCAAAAUGUAUCCGUUAAUAGUGCUGCUGUUAAAUAGUGUCUGUUGUUCAAAAGAGCAAACG
Xenopus laevis (African clawed frog) is the source of this 3054-nucleotide messenger RNA. RefSeq names its product gastrula zinc finger protein XlCGF53.1-like. Bases 175 to 2016 code for a protein of 613 amino acids. The transcript has 5 exons. Lineage: Eukaryota; Metazoa; Chordata; Amphibia; Anura; Pipidae. The record is from RefSeq and is a predicted model, not a curated record.